Rotaria sordida is the source of this 357-nucleotide messenger RNA. The record is from the annotation of a GenBank genome assembly. Lineage: Eukaryota; Metazoa; Rotifera; Eurotatoria; Philodinida; Philodinidae.
AUGAAUCUUUUUAUGUUUAUUAUUCUUUUUUUUAUUGGAUGUUUAUCAUUAAUCAAUCGAAUAAAUUGUUCGAAUAAUAAUACAUCAACAAUGUUAAUUUUAGUAACACCAUCAUCAUCAAUCAAUGAUUAUGUUAAACGUCGAUUAUCAAGACAUUUUAUAUCGAAAAAUAUUAAUUCUACUGAUGAUGAUAUUACUUUAUUAACAAAUCAUAUACGAACAUUUGAUACUUCAUCUAGUUAUAAUACAAUGAAACAUUUUUCAACUUUAACAAAAACACAAAUUAAAGUUAUUAUAACUGUUGUUAUUAUUAUUAGUUUCAUCAUAUUUAUUAUUGCUAUAUUUCGAUUUAAGUAA